Molecule: messenger RNA, 618 nt
Organism: Coffea arabica (coffee)
Lineage: Eukaryota; Viridiplantae; Streptophyta; Magnoliopsida; Gentianales; Rubiaceae
Source: RefSeq, a predicted model, not a curated record
AUGACUCUGAAUAUUGUAACAAUUCCGGAUGCAUAUAUAUUGAAGAGAUGGACAAAAGCAGCCAAAACAGGAAAUGUGCAUGUUUCCAGUGAAAGUAGCCCGGAAAUGGAGUUAAAGGCAAAAUUAAGUUUUCGUUACAAAGAGUUAUCCUAUCUAUAUAUGCAGCUGAUGACAAAAGCUUCUGAAUGUGAUGAAGCUUAUCAAAUUGCUAAAGAUGGAUUUUGGAAAAUGUCAGAACAAAUGGAUGCAUGUUGUCAAGGGAAAAAGAAAAUGAAAGAAGUGCGUAUUGAAGAAAAUUGUAGUGCGUAUCAAGAUGUUGACACUAAUCCAUCUGAAGUUGCCUAUAAUAAAAUAAAAGGCAUCAAAGUGAAAGAAAAAGUCACCUACAAGUCGAGCAAGAGGCCAAGAAGUGCACUGGAAAUGGCUACUAAGAAACGCAAGUACAAGGUGAAAGAGAAGUCUUCAUCGAAAAAAUUACAGGAAUUUGGAAAUAAUGUUGUUCAUUCAAGUAUGGAUUCUGCUACAAUUCAAGGUUUUGUUCGAGAAUUACCACCCCAGCAGGCACAAGAACUGGGAAAUAAUGAUGAUAGUGAUCAACAAGUUGCUAAACAUGAAUGA